AUGGGGAGUGUUGAGGAAACCUUGAAAUGUCCUGUCUGCCAGGAUUUCUUCACAGAGCCCGUGACGCUCCAGUGUGGCCAUGACUUCUGUCUCACCUGCAUCCAGGCUGUCUGGGAAACUGAUGGUUCAAGCAAAGGUCCUCUCUUCUGUCCAGAGUGUCAGAUAUUUCUCCCCUCUGACCCGAAACUGGAGGUGAAUACUGGCCUUCAGACCAAAGUGAAGGACUUCAUCACAUCGUCAGCAGAACGACACGCAGCAACUCCGGGAAUUACAACUAAAUCCUCUGCAACUAUUUCCUGCGAUCACUGCAUAGAGACGCCAUCGGUGGCUGUGCGGACCUGUCUCACCUGCGAUGCCUCCCUGUGCCAAGCCCACGCCCUGCUGCACCAGCAGAGAGCCGCUCUGAAGGAGCACACAGUGGUGGAGGUGACCAGGGAUCCACUGUCUCUGAAAUGCAGAGAGCACCGUGACGAGCUGAAGCUCUUCUGCAUGGAGGACAGGGUCCCUGUGUGCUGUUUGUGUGUCCUGGUUGGUACGCACAAACACCAUAAAGCAGCUCAACUUCAGGAAGCCAGCAAAGACUUCAAGAAAAUAUUGGAAGCAACAAUGAGCCAAUUGCUUCAAAGGAGAAAUGAAGCAGAACACACCAUUAAGGAUUUGGAAUCACUGUAUACAGAAACAGUGAAGUCUGCAGCAGAUUUCAAAGAGCGGAUCUCGGACAAAUACAGUAGGAUCCACGUCGUACUAGACGGCGAUGAGCGUUUGAUGAUGCAGAUCAUAGAUGCAGAGGAGACGUGCAUGACGGAGUGGCUGGAGGCCCAGAGGGGCAUCAUGGAGGCUCAGAUCAAAGAGAUAGACAGAAUCAGAGCUUCAAGCAAAUCACUCCUACAGGAAACAAACGAUCUGCAAUUCUUACAGCAAAUCACAUCAAAGAACCUUUGUGAUCCUUUGGAUUUUGCACCGAUCGAGGAAGUAAAUAAAGAUCUGUGUGACCCAGAGAAGCUUAGAACGGUUGAGCGCCUGGUGGAUGACCUCUCAGUCGCUCUGUCUCAGCUCUUCCCACGAAUGUGGUCAUACUUGAGUUGUCCAGCUUUAGACACUGAAACGGCUCAUCCAAAACUGGAAAUCACUACAGACAGAAGACAAGUGUUUUGGAGACGGCAGCCCGUCAGUGAGGAAAAAAACCCUCGUCCGUAUGACUCACAGUACAGCGUCCUGGCUCAGGAGAGUUUCACGAAUGGCCAGCACUACUGGGAGGUCAUCGUGCAGGAUAAGCCUUUUUGGAUGAUAGGAGUGACAACUGGGUCAGUCAGCAAAAAAGAAAGCCUAAAUCUGACCUCCUCUAGCCUGGGUGUGAACAACACUUCUUGGUGCAUCUACCAUGGAGAUGGGCAGUAUCUGGCAUGCCAUGAUACCCAGGAGAAGCAGCUUUCAGUGGCGAAGAGUGUCAGAAAAUUGGGUAUUCUGGCAAAUCUCCAGAAGGGGGAGCUGUCAUUCUAUAACGCUGAUGCGAUGACUCUGCUUCAUUCAUUCUGUGUGCGGUGCUCAGAGCCUCUCUACCCUGUGUUUAACCCAUGUAUUGACAUGAAUGGAUUAAAUAGGCAGCCUCUCACUUUAUUCUGGAUUAAAGACCCCUGGGACUGGCAUUCAGAGGGGCGCACAAAUGAAACCAGUAGGGUGUCAUUAAACGACUGA
Molecule: messenger RNA, 1695 nt
Organism: Salarias fasciatus (jewelled blenny)
Lineage: Eukaryota; Metazoa; Chordata; Actinopteri; Blenniiformes; Blenniidae
Product: E3 ubiquitin-protein ligase TRIM41
Exons: 6
Coding region: 1-1695 (564 amino acids)
Molecular function (GO): zinc ion binding; protein binding
Source: RefSeq, a predicted model, not a curated record